AUGGGUUGGAAAGUUACAAGCCUUGUAAUUGAUAGCGAGAGUUGUGAGAAUGUUAUAGCGGAAGUAGUCGUUCAUAAGCUGAACCUAAAAACUCAACAACACCCUCAGCCCUACAAGCUUACAUGGCUAAAAAGAAAGAAUGAGGUUUCAGUCACACAACGGUGCCUAGUGAGUUUUUCUAUUGGCAACAAUUAUAGUGAUCCUGUGUGGUGUGAUAUUGUAUGCAUGGAUGCCUACCAUUUGCUACUUGGGCGCCCUUGGCAAUUUGACCGCUACAUAGUCCAUGACGGACGGAAGAACAUUUAUUCUCUUCAGUUUAAAGGCAAAAGGCUGACCUUAUGUCCAUCACAAGAGACUAAACCAAAACUCGGGAAAGGUUCUAGCCUUUUUGCCUUAACAGAUUUCACUAGUGCCCUAAAAGAUAUUGGUGUUGUGUAUGCUUCAAUUAACAAGGGGCUUGACCUAAAAGGUAUGGAGGCUCCAAAGGAGGUGAGGCCUUUGCUUGAUGAAUUUAGUGAUGUGUUUCCUAAGGACUUACUGAUAGGAUUACCACCAUUAAGGAAUACUCAUUAG
Molecule: messenger RNA, 573 nt
Organism: Nelumbo nucifera (sacred lotus)
Lineage: Eukaryota; Viridiplantae; Streptophyta; Magnoliopsida; Proteales; Nelumbonaceae
Source: RefSeq, a predicted model, not a curated record